AUGUCUCAAACGCUAAGAAUUAAAGCCGGGGUAGACUAUGUUGUUGAUACCUAUAGAACUAGAGAAAAUAAUACUGAUGCUAGAGUUAAUCGAAAUUAUUGUUUUUUUACAUUCCUUCAUUUAGCAUGUAUGUUUCAAGAUGGGGUUUUGGAAGUGAAUCCUGAAUUGGUUAAUACACCAAUUAUGAUGGAAGUAAUGACACCAAUCUCUC
Racocetra persica is the source of this 211-nucleotide messenger RNA. NCBI's taxonomy places the organism in Eukaryota, Fungi, Glomeromycota, Glomeromycetes, Diversisporales, Gigasporaceae. The record is from the annotation of a GenBank genome assembly.